This is a messenger RNA of Scatophagus argus, 4917 nucleotides long. Its product is annotated as poly [ADP-ribose] polymerase tankyrase-1. Bases 139 to 3930 code for a protein of 1263 amino acids. The record is from RefSeq and is a predicted model, not a curated record. The transcript is spliced from 28 exons. Gene Ontology annotation, molecular function: protein binding; NAD+ poly-ADP-ribosyltransferase activity. NCBI's taxonomy places the organism in Eukaryota, Metazoa, Chordata, Actinopteri, Scatophagidae.
CCCGGCUGUGGUCUGCAGAGGAGGCUGAGCUGACUGCUCCUCCAUCGGCCUCCACACGGAGUAAACAGCUGACCGGAAACGACAGCACUUUCACCGGAAAGGAGGAGCAGCUUUUAUUGUCGCCAAGCUGCUGCUGUAAUGGCGGUGCCUCGUCGCUCUUCGCAGCAGCAACAACAGCAAAAUACCCUCCAGUCCCCGCCGAGAAACGGCUCUCUCUCGGCCGCCCCCCCGGCCUCUCCGCCGAUGGCUCUGCUCACCUCGGCUGGUGGACCGCCGGAGACCGAGAGGGAGUGCAGCGGGGGGAUGGAGAUGGCCCUGGCCUCCCCGGACCUGCCCGCCCCGGUCCUAACCAGCAGCGCGAGCUUCACCACGACAGCCUCUGGCGGCGGCAGCAGCAGCGUCUCCAGCCCCGGCUCCGGAGCGGCCAGCCCCGCUGAGGGCGGCAGCGGCAUCGGCGGGGCGUUCAGGGAGCUGUUCGAGGCGUGCCGGAACGGAGACGUGUCCAGAGUGAAGAGACUUGUGGACUCGGUGAACGUAAACGCGAAGGACAUGGCUGGUCGAAAAUCAACUCCGCUUCAUUUCGCUGCGGGUUUCGGCAGGAAGGAUGUGGUGGAGCACCUCCUCCAGACGGGGGCCAACGUUCACGCCCGGGAUGACGGAGGACUCAUCCCCCUGCACAACGCCUGCUCCUUCGGACACGCAGAAGUCGUCAGCCUCCUGCUGUGUCAGGGCGCGGACCCCAACGCCAGAGACAACUGGAACUACACCCCCCUGCACGAGGCUGCCAUCAAAGGGAAGAUCGAUGUUUGUAUUGUGUUACUCCAACAUGGAGCCGAUCCAAACAUCCGCAACACUGAUGGCAAAUCUGCUUUGGACCUCGCUGACCCUUCAGCCAAGGCUGUUCUCACCGGUGAAUACAAGAAGGAUGAACUUCUGGAAGCAGCGAGGAGUGGGAAUGAAGAGAAGCUGAUGGCGCUUCUGACUCCGUUAAACGUCAACUGCCACGCCAGCGAUGGACGCAAGUCAACAUCCCAAAAAAUGCUGUCGACGCCGCUCCACCUGGCUGCCGGCUACAACCGAGUCCGCAUUGUGCAGCUCCUCCUCCAGCACGGGGCGGACGUUCACGCCAAGGACAAAGGAGGCCUGGUCCCACUCCACAACGCCUGCUCCUACGGCCACUUCGAGGUCACCGAGCUGCUGCUUAAACACGGAGCCUGUGUGAACGCUAUGGACUUGUGGCAGUUCACUCCGCUCCAUGAGGCGGCGUCCAAGAACCGGGUGGAGGUGUGUUCCCUGCUGCUGAGCCACGGGGCCGACCCCACCCUGCUCAACUGCCACAGCAAGAGCGCCGUGGACAUGGCCCCCACCCCGGAGCUGAAGGAGAGGCUGACCUAUGAGUUCAAAGGUCACUCGCUGCUGCAGGCAGCGCGGGAGGCAGACAUGGCCAAAGUGAAGAAGACUUUGGCUCUGGAGAUCAUCAGCUUCAAGCAUCCUCAGACCAACGAGACAGCUCUGCACUGCGCUGUGGCUUCCCCCCACCCCAAGAGGAAGCAGGUGACCGAGUUGUUGCUGCGUAAAGGAGCCAACAUCAACGAGAAGAACAAAGACUUCAUGACUCCGCUGCACGUUGCUGCUGAGAGAGCUCACAACGACAUCCUGGAGGUGCUGCAGAAACACGGAGCGAAGGUGAACGCUGUGGACACACUCGGUCAGACGGCUCUUCACAGAGCCGCACUGGCUGGACACAUCCAGACCUGCAAGCUGCUGCUGAGCUACGGGGCCGACCCCUCCAUCGUGUCCCUGCAGGGCUUCACCGCCGCUCAGAUGGGAAACGAGGCCGUGCAGCAGAUUCUUAACGAAAACGUUCCCACGCGUAACUCUGACGUGGACUACAGAUUCCUGGAGGCAGCCAAAGCAGGAGAUCUGGACACAGUGCAGCAACUUUGCACCCCGCAGAACGUGAACUGCCGGGACCUGGAGGGCCGCCACUCCACUCCCCUCCACUUUGCGGCCGGUUACAACCGAGUGGCUGUGGUUGAAUACCUGCUGCACCACGGAGCCGACGUCCACGCCAAAGACAAGGGCGGCCUGGUUCCCCUCCACAACGCCUGCUCAUACGGUCACUACGAGGUGGCCGAGCUGCUGGUCAGACACGGAGCUUCGGUCAACGUGGCCGACUUGUGGAAAUUCACUCCGCUUCACGAGGCUGCAGCCAAAGGCAAAUAUGAGAUCUGCAAACUGCUGCUCAAACACGGAGCCGACCCGUCCAAGAAGAACCGCGAUGGCAACAUGCCACUGGACAUGGUCAAAGACGGAGACACGGACAUCCAGGACCUGCUGAGGGGUGACGCCGCCCUGCUGGACGCCGCCAAGAAGGGCUGCCUCGCCCGAGUCCAGAAACUCUGCUCGCCAGAGAAUAUCAACUGCAGAGACACGCAGGGACGCAACUCGACGCCGCUGCACCUCGCAGCGGGCUACAACAACCUGGAGGUGGCCGAGUAUCUGCUGGAGCAUGGGGCUGACGUCAACGCUCAGGACAAAGGAGGCCUCAUCCCGCUGCAUAACGCCGCCUCCUAUGGGCAUGUGGACAUCGCAGCCCUGCUGAUCAAGUACAACACGUGUGUGAACGCCACAGACAAAUGGGCCUUCACGCCCCUGCACGAGGCGGCUCAGAAGGGUCGCACUCAGCUCUGUGCUCUGCUGCUGGCUCAUGGAGCCGAUCCCACCAUGAAGAACCAGGAGGGCCAGACCGCCCUGGACCUCGCCACGGCCGAUGAUAUCCGCGCCCUGCUGAUGGACGCCAUGCCGCCAGACGCUCUGCCCAGCUGCUUCAAGCCGCAGGCCACAGUGGUCAGCGCCUCAGUCAUUUCGCCCGCCUCCACGCCGUCCUGCCUGUCGGCCGCCAGCAGCAUAGACAACCUGGCCGGCCCGCUGACCGAGCUGGCAGCUGCUUCUGCUGCAGGCUCGUCCGGAGUGGCAGACGGAGCCUCAGGCACUGACCGCAAGGAGGGCGAGAUGGCGAUGUUGGACAUGAACAUAAGUCAGUUCCUGAAGAGCCUGGGCCUGGAGCACCUGAGGGACAUCUUUGAGAGAGAGCAGAUCACCCUGGAUGUGCUGGCUGACAUGGGUCACGAGGAGCUGAAGGAGAUCGGAAUCAACGCCUACGGACAUCGACACAAGCUCAUCAAGGGCGUUGAGAGGCUGCUGGGCGGCCAGCAAGGUGCCAACCCCUACCUGACAUUCCACUGUGCCAACCAGGGCACCGUCCUGAUAGACCUCGCCCCUGACGACAAGGAGUACCAGUCUGUGGAGGAGGAGAUGCAGAGCACCAUCAGAGAGCACAGAGAUGGAGGCAACGCAGGUGGUGUCUUCAGCAGAUACAACAUCAUCAAGAUUCAGAAGGUGGUAAAUAAGAAGCUGAGGGAACGUUACACCCACCGGCAGAAGGAGAUCGCAGACGAGAACCACAACCAUCACAACGAGCGGAUGUUGUUUCACGGUUCUCCGUUCAUCAACGCCAUCAUCCACAAAGGCUUCGAUGAGCGACACGCCUACAUCGGCGGGAUGUUUGGCGCGGGGAUCUACUUUGCAGAGAACUCCUCAAAGAGCAACCAGUACGUGUACGGCAUCGGAGGAGGCACAGGCUGCCCGACGCACAAAGACCGAUCCUGCUACCUGUGCCACAGGCAGAUGCUGUUCUGCCGAGUCACCCUGGGGAAGUCCUUCCUGCAGUUCAGCGCCAUGAAGAUGGCCCACGCCCCCCCAGGACACCACUCGGUGAUCGGGAGGCCCAGCGUCAACGGCCUGGCCUACGCCGAGUACGUCAUCUACAGAGGAGAGCAGGCCUACCCGGAGUACCUCAUCACCUACCAGAUCCUUAAACCGGAGAGUGCAGCCCAGUCCGCCGCCGGAGCCGAGCAGAAGUCCUAGUUACACACACACACACACACACACACGCUCAAAGACUGGAUGCUCGUCAUUUUCUCUUUGUAUUGCAGAUGCCUGAACACCUUUUAUUUAGCCAACAUGUUUCCAGUGACCUUCAUGAGCAGAUACGCUGUAUAAAACUCCUCCUCCUCCUCUUCCUCCUCCUCCUCCUCCUCCUCCUCCUCCUCCUCGUGGUAAUGACACCUUUUGGGGUUGUUUUUGCAUGGGCUGCAUGUCGUUACAGAAGCAUGUAGGGCCCAAUAGCGUGCGUGGGUUACUUCUUUCCCCUCACCAAUCAGGAGGCUGCUUGUAGAGACUUUAAAUAUCAGCAUUAACAGUCUGUUGCCUCACGCAGAACCACCGACCCCUCACACACACACACACACACACACACACACACACACUCUCUCUCUCACUGUGUCACUGUCGAAACCUGUGGACUACUACUGCCCUGCUGUGUUUGGGUUCGUCCCGUAUAAAAGGCCUCUGCUGACUGUGAUUUCACCCUCCAACACUAAACGGCCGAUGGUGCACAACACUACGAACACUGAACUGUUUUUUAGAGGUUUUAUUCAGGACUGGUGGGUUGAGGAAGGGCUCUGUGUCCUGUCAGCUGAGGAUCUGAGACAUCAGAGGUCCACGGGGACAUUGGAGGCAUCACGCUGUUUAUAUGACGGUUGUUCAGAGUGUUGAAAACGUGCUUGUGAUGCCUUACGGGUGAGCAGCCAGUGAACACAUCACAGCAGCCUUCUGUCGGUCUCGCUCAGACAUCCCACGCAUCCGGAUUUGCACUUUUACAUAGAAACCUAUUUAAGUUAUUUUAAAUUUAAAUUGCAGAUUUUGCGGGAAAAAGUAUUUGUACAGGUUGUGUAAAUGUUUGUGUAUAACUGUUGCUGUUUGACAGUAUCUUUGAGUUCAGUUGUAAAUGACAUGAUUUUUUUUCCUUUCAUGCCUUCUUGACUUUUUUUUUUAAAUAAAUGUCCCAUUAAC